AUGGCUCAGUGCGAAGUGUUGCUCAUCAGUGCACGCGCAGUGCCACUGAAGGUGCGCUCAAAAAGCAUGAAGCAAAUCAUCGAUGCAUUUCGCCAGCACAUUCAGGACAGCUGCGGGGCAGUGACCACAGAGACAGUUACUUUGGUGAACGCCGCGACGAAUGAUGAAAUCUGCAGACCCGGCCGGCGGACCGGGAUCUUGGCGUCCGGGUUUUUGUUGGACAGCGUGCCCGUGACGGAUGUCGAUGUUAAUCUGCUCCACGACAAGAGCCAGGAAGAUGCGCUAAAGCUUCUGCAGCAUCACGUCGCAGCUGCCAAAGCAGAGCGCGAGCAGGCUACCGCUCAGUUCCCCCCUGCCCAGCGGGCGCGAUGUCGAGCAGAAGCUCAGCUCCAGCAAAACAGCAAGGAGAUGGAGCAAAUCCAGGCGAGCAUUGUGCAGGAGGAGAAGGACAUCGUAGGCCUUCGUCGCAGUCUGGAGAAGCUCAUACAGCAGAUUGAAGCCAAGCAUGGAGAAAUCAAGGAGCACAGAGAGCGUGUGGAGCUGCUUCGGGAGGAGGAGGUUCUGCUUCUGCAUGAGAUGGAGGCACUUCGUCAGAGGACGGAGGCCGAGCAUGCCGUCCAGGAGACCUUGGCCCAGCAGGUGGCCGACGAGCGCACGAAGCGCAUGGAGCUCAAGGCGGCAUGUCGGCACAAGAUCAAGAAAGUUGAGGACACCCAGAACUUUCUCCAGGGCCGCGCAGAGGCCUUCGAAGCGGAGAUUUCUGCGGUGCAGGAGGAGCUCCUCGGCCAGGAGACCUCCACGGCGGCGUUGCUGGCGGAGCUCUCGGAGAGCCAGGCAGAGGCCGACUUGGCAGCUUGCGAAGCGGCAGACGCCUUUCAGCAGCAGCAGCAAAUCGCCUCGGAGCGCUCUGAGGUUCAGCUCCAGCAUGGAGAGCUCUUAGAGCAGCUGACAGACUGCAAGCAGAUGCUGGAGAUGAAGACGAAGGAGGAUUCCGCAUCCUUGGCAAAGUGGCGCCUGCAGUACAUGAGCAAGCUGGACGCAAAAAUCCAAGCGCGCCGCGAGUGGAAGAAGCGGCAUGCUGCUGCAAGAGCAGCACCGAAGAUAAUUCUGGAGCCAGUGACGCUGGAACCAGUGACACAGAAGGUUGAGCCAUGA
This is a messenger RNA of Symbiodinium sp. CCMP2592, 1155 nucleotides long. The record is from the annotation of a GenBank genome assembly. NCBI's taxonomy places the organism in Eukaryota, Dinophyceae, Suessiales, Symbiodiniaceae.